UUGUGUCUCAACUCUACACUGAACGGAGUAUUGGGAGCCUUGCAAAAAAAAACUUUUGCAUUUCUUUUAAUGUUUUGCUGAGACGCACGAGUUAUGUUUUCUUGGAGCCGCUCUGUGGACGCCAAAUAUGGAGUGGCGGUGUGGAAUUUUAUUCCAACUCACGAGUGUCAUGUCCCCCUACAAAUUGGAGACACAGUCCACAUCCUUCAAGUGUUCGAAGGCUGGUACAGAGGAUACUCUCUGAAAAACAGAUCUGUGAAGGGAAUAUUUCCUGCCUCUAUCAUUCACGUCAAAAAUGCAGCCAUUGAAAUCAGAGGUCAACAAGAGAACAUCGUUUCCACGGAGAUGCCCCUGGUGCAAGAGAUUACGACCACCUUGAGGGAGUGGUCGAACAUCUGGAAACAGCUGUAUAUCACUGCUCAGCUGAACAAGUUUCGACAGGUUACCUCGAUGAUGUGCAACUUGAUAGAAAAGAGAUCUCAGCUUCUCUCAGGAACGUUGCCACAAGACGAACUGAAAGACUUGAAACAGGAGGUCACCACCAAGAUAGACGUUGGGAACAAAAUGCUGGAACUAGAUCUCGUUGUUCGAGACGAGAACGGCAACAUUCUUGAUCCCGACCACACAAGUGUCAUCAGCCUCUUUCAAGCACACAAGGAGGCAGCACAGCACAUCACAGAGAGGAUCCGGGAGGAGACGUUUCAGAACCAGAACGAGUGCAGCAGAUUUGCCCGGUUGUCUUCGUCGCCCACACACACCCUUUUCAUCUGGGUUCGCAACUUUGUCUGUAAAAUCGGGGAAGAGGCCGAACUCUUCAUGUCGCUUUAUGACCCCAAUGAGCAGAGGAUAAUCAGUGAGAACUACCUAUUCCGCUGGGCAAGCACGGGUUUACCAAAGGAAAUCGAGAUGCUCAAUAAUUUGAAGGUGGUGUUCACGGAUUUAGGAAACAAAGACUUAAAUCGGGAGAGGAUUUACUUAGUGUGCCAGAUUGUACGGGUGGGUCGAAUGGACCUGAAGGAAACAAAUGCAAAGAAAAUGACCCAGGGAUUGAGGAGACCAUUUGGAGUGUCAGCGAUGGACAUUACUGACAUUUUGAAAGGCAAAGCAGAAAGUGAUGAGGACAAACACCAUUUUAUUCCCUUCCAACAAGUUACGGCUGAGAACGAUUUCCUCCACACUCUAAUCCAUAAGGUUGUAGCUGCCAAAGACAUCAACCACAAAGGACAAGGUCUCUGGGUUUCUAUGAAGUUAAUGUCUGGAGAUCUGAAACAAAUUCGCAAGGACCAUCCUCAUUUGGUGGACAGAAACACGGUGGUUGCGAGGAAAAUGGGGUUUCCUGAGAUCAUCAUGCCAGGUGAUGUCCGCAACGAUAUUUAUGUCACCCUGGUUCAAGGAGAGUUUGAUAAACAGAACAAGACCACCCAGAAGAAUGUUGAGGUCACGAUGUGUGUCUGUGAUGAAACUGGAGAGGUAAUCCCGAAUGCGAUAUGCCAGGGGGCUGGAGAUAAGCCUGUCACUCACUACCAGUCUGUGGUGUACUACCAGAUGAAGCAACAGCGCUGGAUGGAGACGGUCAAGGUUGCUAUUCCAAUUGAGGACGUUCAGAGGACACAUCUCCGCUUCACAUUCAAGCACAGAUCGUCGUCUGAUUCUAAAGACAAGGGAGAGAAGAUAUUUGCAAUGGCAUAUGUGAACCUGAUGAAACCAGAUGGAACAACCCUGCGAGACGGAGAGCAUGACCUGAUCUUAUACAAGGGUGACAGUAGGAAGCUUGAAGACGCUUCCAUCUACCUGAAUAAUAUGUCCAGCAAGAAUAUGUGCGACCAGAAGAUGAAUAUGGGUUCCUCUUUCCGAAGCAGCGGCGGAGGUCAUCCUAUCUGCUCGAGGGACAGCUUCCAGAUUUCUACGCUCGUCUGUUCAACCAAACUCACACAGAAUGUGGACCUUUUAGGCCUGUUGAAGUGGCGCUCUAACAUCGGGGCUCUGAAUGAGAAUCUGAGAAAGCUGAUGAAGGUGGACGGAGGGGAAGUUGUCAAGUUCCUGCAGGAUACACUGGAUGCUCUUUUCAGCAUCAUGAUGGAGUUUUCGGGUGACAACACGUACGACAAGCUAGUGUUUGAUGCUCUGGUGUUCCUCAUCGGACUGAUAGCGGACAGAAAGUUCCAACACUUUCACGCUGUCCUGGAAGCCUACAUUCGACAGCACUUCAGUGCCACCUUGGCUUAUAAGAAGUUGCUUUCGGUGCUGACCGAGUAUGUGGACACCGCAAGCCGAGGCCUAGACUGCGAGCCCCUGAAGCGAGCGUUCAAGGCAUUGGAAUACAUCUUUAAGUUCACAGUCCGCUCAAGAUGUCUCUACUCACAGCUCUACGAAGGGAAGGAAAAGAAGGAAUACGAAUUAUCAUUGCGAACACUCUUUGAGAAGUUCAACAUCCUGAUGAAGUCAACAUUGGAGGGCAACACUUUACUUAUGCAGGGAGCUUCCCUCAAGUACUUGCCGACGGUCCUUCAAGAUGUGGCAAAGAUCUUUGAUCCCGUCUUAUUAAGCGAAUUGUUGCUUGAUUUCAUCAAGAACCUUCCUCCAGAUCGACUGGUGAAGCAGAAGUUACAGUCGAUGACAGCCAUCGUCAAUACAGAGCUGUUCAGAAAGGAAGAAUGUCGGUCCGUCUUGUUGUCCAUAAUGACCACCACACUGGAACAGCUGAUUCAAAAAGGUGAAGAGGAGGAGGCUUGCGUUCAAUUGCUCAGCAACAUCCUGGAGGUUCUCUACGAUCAGGAUGUGGGAAACACUUACCGGGAUAUUCAGGACAUCAUGAAUAAGUUGCUCCGGACAGUAAACAAGAUGGUCAUUAUGCUCGGGAGGGAUCACAGCCUUAUUAGCAAUUACGUGGCUUGUAUGACAGCUAUUCUCAGCCAAAUGGAAUAUGCGCAUUAUGUGAAUUACAUCAAUAUGUUCCAGACACGGCAGGACCUCAUGGACUUCCUGAUGGAGACCUUCAUCAUGUUUAAAGACCUCAUCGGCAAGAACGUCUAUCCACCCGAUUGGAUGGUGAUGAGCAUGGUGCAAAACAGGGUCUUCCUACGUGCUAUCAACCAGUAUGCGGAGACGUUGAACAAAAUGUUUUUGAACAGUUCAAGUUUUGAGCUGCAGCUCUGGAACAAUUACUUUCACCUCACGGUGGCCUUCCUCACCCAGGAAUCGCUACAGCUGGAAAACUUCUCAAAUGCCAAGCGGACAGCCAUCUUAUGCAAGUACGGAGAUAUGAGAGGUGUAAUUGGAGCAGCAAUCCGAGAAAUGUGGUACAAACUUGGUCAGCACAAGAUCCGCUUCAUUCCAGGGCUGGUCGGGCCAAUUCUGGAGAUGACACUCAUCCCAGAGGUGGAGUUACGCAGGUCCACCAUCCCUAUCUUCUUUGACAUGAUGCAGUGCGAGUACCAGUACAAAGGGGAAUUCAGAACGUUCGAGGAUGAAAUUAUCAAAAAUCUGGACCAUGAAGUGGAAGGUGGUCGAGGAGAUGAACAGUACAAGACCCUCUUUCAGAAGAUCUUGUUGGAGCUUUGUGUACAAUCCCAAUAUUUAGCAAGACAAGGUGAAUUUUUUGUUGCCUUGGUAACUGGCCUACUGGAAAGGCUUCUGGACUACAGGAAUGUAAUGAAUGAUGAGAACCAGAACUACAGCAUGAAUUGCACCGUAAAUCUGCUGAAUUUCUACAAGGAGAUUGACCGGGAAGAGAUGUAUAUACGGUACCUAUAUAAACUUCGGGAUCUGCACAUCAACUAUGAGAACUUCACAGAGGCGGCCUACACACUGCUGCUGCAUGCCAAGCUACUCAAGUGGACAGAUGACCAAGCUGCCUUGCACGUCCAAGACUUCCAGGGCUCACAGACUCAGCGGCAACUGAAGGAGAACCUAUACAAUAAAAUCAUUGACUACUUUGAUAAGGGCAAGAUGUGGGAAGAAGCCAUUCAUCUCUGCAAGGAGCUGGCUGAGCAGUACGAAAUGGAGGUCUUUGAUUACGGGCUGCUGAGCAAGACCCUGCAACGCCAAGCCAAAUUCUAUGAGAACAUCAUGCAGGUUCUGAGGCCCAAGCCAGACUACUUUGCAAUUGGUUACUAUGGCCUAAACUUCCCAAGCUUCAUGCGGAACAAGCUCUUUAUUCAUCGAGGGAAGGAGUACGAGAGACGAGAGGAUGUUGAACAGUUCCUCCUGAACCAGUUCCCGAACGCAGAGAUAAUGAAGACAACUUCUCAGCCUGCAGAUGAGAUCAAGAAUUCUCCUGGACAGUUCAUCCAGUGCUUCACUGUCCAACCGAUCCUGGCUGAACAGGCACGGUUUCAUAACAAGAAUGUUCCGGAACAGAUCGUGGACUUCUACAAGGCUAAUAAAGUUCUGAAGUUCAACUACUCCAGACCAAUCAGGAAAGGACCAAAGGACCCUGAGAAUGAGUUUGCCUCGAUGUGGAUUGAAAGGACGAUGUUCACCAUUGCAUACGAGUUGCCAGGGAUCCUCCGAUGGUUCGAAGUAUUGCAGGUGUCCCAGACCUGUAUAAGUCCAUUGGAAAAUGCCAUCGAAACAAUGCAGACCAGCAAUGAAAAGAUUCUCACUCUGAUCACCCAGCACCACAAUGAUCCGAACCUUUCCAUCAACCCUCUGUCAAUGCUUCUCAAUGGCAUUGUGGACCCUGCCGUGAUGGGGGGCUUUGCCAAGUACGAAAAGGCGUUCUUCACUGAAGAAUAUAUGAGCAGCCAUCCUGAAGACAUGGAUAAUAUUACAAAGCUAAAGGAUCUCAUUGCCUGGCAGAUCCCAUUGCUGACAGAGGGGAUCAGGAUCCACAAAAAGAAGGUCACGGAAGCCCUGAAGCCAUUCCACGAUCGAAUGGAGGAGUGUUUUGCUCAGCUGAAGACCAAAGUGGAGAGUCAAUAUGGAGUGCGGGAUCUGUCAUUUUCCGAAGAGAGGCGAGGAGGGAGCGGAGUCGGGAACAGACCUCGUUCGAUGAUCCGAUCCUAUCGUCCUCUGUCAGUUAUCUCCUCGGGUUCCUCGAGUUCCAUGAGUUUUGAGAAGGAAUCGCCCAAGGCAGUUGGGGACGGUAUGGAGCCACCGCUGCCGAGGAAACAAAGCUCUCGUUCCCUGGAGAGGUCCCUGGAAGGCAUGGUGAAAGAGGUCGAGGAUAAGAGGGGGAGAAGGGCCAGCGGAACAUGCAUCCCAAUCAAGCCAUCCAUGUCUGCUGCACCCCAGGAUGUUACUGAGGAACCUUCAAGGUUGGCCCAACCCUCAAGCAAUUCAGUUGAAAGAAUUCCAGAGCAGCCCGCCAAGGAAAUCAAUACAGGAUAUCCAGUUGUCGUCAUCAAUGGGUUCAGUGGGCAGGUGAAAAGCUCCAGGCCUCCACCUUUGCCCAAGAAGAUUAACCCAAGCCUGCUGGAGAACUUCAGCCAGGACACAGUGGACCCUGCGACCUCGCCGGCCUUUCACGGAUUAGGCAAAGAGCAGUUCCAAGUUAAGGCUGCUUGUCCUCCAACCCCCGACCUCGCCAAAUCCCACAAGACCCCACCGCCCCCUCCGCCACCAAAGAACAAGCGAGUGAUGCAGCCCCCACCCAGCUGACAGGAGGAGCUUUGUCACCCACUGCCAGAGACUCGGAGUACGAGCAAGGGGACCGGAUGACGUCAGCUGGAAAAGGAACCAGAGCAUGAAUCAUUCCCCUUCUGAUCACCAAUUUAUUGUCCCCUAUUCAGAUUAUGCCUAAACAAUGACAAAGAUUGUUCCUUUUGAAUAAAUAAAUGCCUCUUUUUUGUUAACUAUGAUAUAACUGUCACAGCAUCUUUUUCUGCACUUAGGCCACACGGGGCAUCAUGGGCACGUGGUGGGGAGACGUGUUUGGAGCUGUUGAAAUCUCAAUGCAGGUUGCACUGGUGAUAUGUCAGCAGUGGGUGAAGCGCGACCAUUUGACAGGCAACAAGGUUCUUUAUCGCUGCAAACAGAAACACUCGUAUUGAAAUACAGGUGGCACAGCAGCGUAACCUAAUGGUAAUCUACUGCCACAAUGAGGCCACUCUCAGGUCGGUGGAGCAACACCUCAUAAUCCAUCUGGGUAGACUCCAACCUGACAGCAUGAACUUCUGGUAAUUGCUCCCCCUCCCCUCCUCUCUAUUUCCCAUUCCGGCUCUCCUUUUCCCCUUGCCUAACUAUAAUCUCCCUCAGCUGCCCCUCCUCCUUCCCUUUCUCCUAUGGUCCACUCUCCUCUCCAAUCAGAUUCCUCCUUCUUCAGCUCUUUACCCUUUCCACCUAUCAAGAUUGUGGAUUGUCAUUCUUUAGUACGAGUGUAGAGAACAUAAAAGCACAAUAAGCAUCAAGAACACAAUAUGAAACACAAUAAAUAGAUCACCUCACAGCUUCUCACUGCAUCCCCCUCGCCUGGUUUCACCUAGUACUUGCCAGCUUGUACUCCUUCCCCUCCCCACACCUUCUUACUUUGGCUUCUUUCCCCCCUUCCUUUCCAGUCCUGAUGAAGGGUCUUGGCCCAAAAUGUCAUCUGUUCAUUCCUCUCCAUAGAUGUCACUUGAGCCUACUGGAUUCACCCAGCAUUUUGUGUCUGUUGCUCUGGUAAACUGGAAAUUACCGAAGACCCAUAGAAACCUACAGCACAGUACAGGCCCUUCAGCCCUCCAUGUUGUGCCGACCCAUAUAAUCCUUAAAAAAAAAGUACUAAACCCACACUACCCCAUAACCUUCCAUUUUUCUUUCAUCCAUGUGCCUGUCCAAGAGACUCUUAAAUACCCCUAAUGUUUUAGCCUCCACCACCAUCCCUGGCAAGUCAUUCCAGGCACUCACAACCUUCUGUGUAAAAAACUUACCCUUGAUGUCUCCCCCAACCUUCCCUCCCUUACUUUUGUACAUAUGCCCUCUGGUGUUUGCUAUUGUUGCCCUGGGAAACAGGUGCUGACUAUCCACCCUAUCUAUGCCUCUCAUAAUUGUUCUGUUGUUGCCACAUGUACAAAGAUACAGUGAAAAACAUAGUUAGUCUUCCAUGCAGAUCAUUUCAUCACAAUUGUGCAAUGAAGUAGUGGCAAGGUAACAGCGGGAGCUUAAUGCUGUACAGCAUUAAGUGGUUACAAUUUAAUACCCACCGCAAUCUGCAAGGAGUUUGUCUGUUCUCACUGUGUCAGCACGGGUCUCCUCCGGGUGCUACGGUUUGCUCCCGCAUUUCAAAGGCUUAGGGGUUAGGGUCGGUGAGUUGCGGACAUGCUACGUCGGUGCCGGAAGCCUGACAACACUUGUGGGCUGCCCCAAGCACAUCCUCAGAACAUGUUGGUCACUGAAACAAACAACACAUAUAGCCAGGGUGCCUAAGACUUCUGCACAGUUCUGUAGUAACUUUAUGUAUCACGCUGUACUGCUGCAGAAAGAAAGCUGUAUGUGAGUGAUGAUAAACCUCAUUCUAUUAUGGAUCUCUAUUGUGGACCGAGAGCGGGAAGGGGCCAGGGAGAGAGGAAUCAUGGUCAGGAAAAGGGGAAGGGAGCGGAGAGGGGGCAGAAAGCACCAGAGAGAUACUCUGUAUGGCAUGCAGGUUUGCACAGUGCUGAUGCACAGUGACUACUUUCCGGUAGCAAACAAAACGAAGAAAAUUAGUCACCACUUUUUAGUUGAGGUAGAGCCCAGGCCCAAGAGCACGGAAAGACCCGAGGCUGGAUCAACUGAAGCACUAGGCCAUAUCAGGCCGCAGACGCAGCCUACUUCCAGCAUUUUCUGCUUUUAUAUUUUACAUCUUCAGGGUUGGUUUUAUUUUUACUCACAAAAUGCUGGAGGAACUGAGCAGGUUUCUACCACACCCCAAUGACAUGCAGGUCAGUAGGUUAACAGACCACUGUAAAUGACAGUGCUUAGGUGAGUAGUCUGUGCAAAUUGGAUGGGAAUGUGGUGAGCAUAAAAUGGAAUUAGCAUCCAAAGGAUCUGUUUCUAUGGGCUUUGAGACUAUGAGCAACCCUGAUCUGCUUUUCCUAAUCCAAAACCACAUCAACUCACGUCUUUCGCGUUGUAAUCAAGAUGGGUUACAUGUGAGACCAGCAGACCACGAGGAUGAGUCGGGCAUCAUUGGCGAGUCCUCACCCGUGUUUGUUGCCAUCUCAGCGAGUCCCAGGACAAUAUCAAAGGUCAGGAUCGACCCCUGAAGGUCAACCAGAACAGACCGUAGGAAAUGCUCUGCAUUGGUCAGGAGAGCCAGGCA
Messenger RNA from Hypanus sabinus (Atlantic stingray), 8221 nucleotides. Its product is annotated as dedicator of cytokinesis protein 2-like. The record is from RefSeq and is a predicted model, not a curated record. NCBI's taxonomy places the organism in Eukaryota, Metazoa, Chordata, Chondrichthyes, Myliobatiformes, Dasyatidae. Bases 94 to 5601 code for a protein of 1835 amino acids. Gene Ontology annotation, biological process: small GTPase-mediated signal transduction; cell migration. Gene Ontology annotation, molecular function: guanyl-nucleotide exchange factor activity; small GTPase binding. The transcript is spliced from 52 exons. Gene Ontology annotation, cellular component: cytoplasm; plasma membrane.